CCCUCCUAGCAGCCUCCACGGGAUGGAGGGCUUCAUGGACUCAGGGACACAGACGGAUGCUGUGGUGGUGCUGUCCUUGGCCCAGGCCGCCGUGCUGGGCCUGGUCUCGGAAAAUGAGCUCUUUGGAGCCACCAUAAGCGCUGAGGCCUUCUACCCGGACCUGGGGCCCGAGCUGUCAGGGACGGCCAUGGGGGAGCCUGGGCCACCAGGCCCCGAUGUCUACCAGCUGGCCUGCAAUGGGCGGGCCCUGGAGGAGCCGGCGGAGGAGGAGGUGCUGGAGGUGGAGGCAGCCUUUGAAAAGCACACCCGGCGGAAGACACGGCCCCCGGUGCGGCUGGUGCCCAAGGUCAAGUUCGAGAAGGUGGAGGAGGAAGAGGAACAGGAGGUCUAUGAGGUUUCCGUGUCUGGCGACAACAAGGAUGCAGGCCCCGCAGAAGCCCCUGCCGAGGUGUCCAGCGGUGCCUGCGAGGCCCUGGUGCAGAGCAGCGCCGUCAAGAUGAUCGACCUCAGCGCCUUCAGCCGCAAGCCCCGGACACUCCGCCACCUGCCCCGAACGCCGAGGCCAGAGCUGGACGUGGCCCCGUACGACCCUCGCUUCCCAGACCCGGCCCGGGAUGGCUUCCCCGAGCCCAGCAUGGCGCUGCCUGGGCCAGAGGCCUUGCCCGCUGAGUGUGGUUUCGAGCCACCGCACCUGGCCCCUCUGAGUGACCCCGAGGCCCCCAGCAUGGAGUCCCCGGAGGCUGUAAAGCCAGAGCAGGGCUUCGUGUGGCAGGAGGCAGGUGAGUUUGAGGCCGACGCGGCGGGCUCCACAGUGGAGCGCCACAAGAAGGCCCAGCUGGAUCGGCUGGACAUCAACGUGCAGAUUGACGACUCCUACCUGGUGGAGGCGGGCGACCGCCAGAAGCGCUGGCAGUGCCGCAUGUGCGAGAAGUCGUACACGUCCAAGUACAACCUGGUGACGCACAUCCUGGGCCACAACGGCAUCAAGCCACACUCGUGCCCGCACUGCAGCAAGCUCUUCAAGCAGCCCAGCCACCUGCAGACUCACCUGCUGACGCACCAGGGCACCCGGCCCCACAAGUGCCAGGUAUGCCACAAGGCCUUCACGCAGACCAGCCACCUCAAGCGCCACAUGCUGCUGCACUCGGAGGUCAAGCCCUACAGCUGCCACUUCUGUGGACGUGGCUUCGCCUACCCCAGCGAGCUCAAGGCCCACGAAGUGAAGCACGAGAGUGGCCGCUGCCACGUCUGUGUCGAGUGCGGCCUGGACUUCUCCACCCUGACCCAGCUCAAGCGCCACCUGGCCUCCCACCAGGGCCCCACCCUCUACCAGUGCCUCGAGUGCGACAAGUCCUUCCACUACCGCAGCCAGCUGCAGAACCACAUGCUGAAGCACCAGAACGUGCGGCCCUUCGUGUGCACCGAAUGCGGCAUGGAGUUCAGCCAGAUCCACCACCUCAAGCAGCACUCGCUCACCCACAAGGGCGUGAAGGAGUUCAAGUGCGAGGUGUGUGGCCGGGAGUUCACCCUGCAGGCGAACAUGAAGCGGCACAUGCUGAUCCACACCAGCGUCCGGCCCUACCAGUGCCACAUCUGCUUCAAGACCUUUGUGCAGAAGCAGACCCUCAAGACACACAUGAUUGUACACUCGCCCGUGAAGCCAUUCAAAUGCAAGGUGUGCGGGAAGUCCUUCAACCGCAUGUACAACCUGCUGGGCCACAUGCACCUGCACGCAGGCAGCAAGCCCUUCAAGUGCCCCUACUGCUCCAGCAAGUUUAACCUCAAGGGCAACCUGAGCCGGCACAUGAAGGUCAAGCAUGGCGUCAUGGACAUCGGCCUGGACAGCCAAGACCCCAUGAUGGAGCUGACAGGCGCUGACCCCUCCGAGCUUGACAGCCAGCAGGAGAUGGAGGACUUCGAGGACAACGCCUACACCUACGCCGGCGUGGACAGCGGCGCCGAGGCCAGCGUCCUCACCGAGCAGGCCAUGAAGGAGAUGGCCUACUACAACGUGCUAUAGCGCAAGCUG
Messenger RNA from Propithecus coquereli (Coquerel's sifaka), 2029 nucleotides. It is a transcript of the gene ZNF710, whose product is annotated as zinc finger protein 710. The transcript has 4 exons. The record is from RefSeq and is a predicted model, not a curated record. Bases 23 to 2020 code for a protein of 665 amino acids. Lineage: Eukaryota; Metazoa; Chordata; Mammalia; Primates; Indriidae.